Messenger RNA from Cucurbita maxima (winter squash), 4215 nucleotides. Its product is annotated as putative leucine-rich repeat receptor-like protein kinase At2g19210. The coding region runs from base 180 to 4010 and encodes 1276 amino acids. The transcript is spliced from 20 exons. Gene Ontology annotation, biological process: protein phosphorylation. Gene Ontology annotation, molecular function: protein kinase activity; ATP binding; hydrolase activity, acting on ester bonds. NCBI's taxonomy places the organism in Eukaryota, Viridiplantae, Streptophyta, Magnoliopsida, Cucurbitales, Cucurbitaceae. The record is from RefSeq and is a predicted model, not a curated record.
GAAGAUUUGUUGAACAUGGAUGCCAAUGGCGUAGCCCUCUUCUGCAAUCGAGUAGCCUCAAAUGGAAUUCAUCCGACACCGUCCCAAAAAUUUCGCCAUAAAUUAUUCGGCUUAGGAUAUGGCUGCUUUCUCAAUUGUCGUGAAUCAAAGAAGCCAAUGGUAGCCCCUAGAGGAAGAGGAUGAUGAUAAUGGGAACAUCAGGGCAUUCCCUGUUUGGUUUCCUGCUCAGUUGCUUGGCAUUGGCUUUUCUACUUCUUGUUCAAGCUCAGGAUCAGUCAGGCUUCAUUAGUUUAGACUGUGGAUUACCAGAGGGUACUAGUUACACCGAAAAGACGACCAAAAUUAACUAUGUUUCUGAUGCAUCCUUCAUAAACACUGGGGUUAGUCGAAGUGUAGAUUCGGCAUAUGGAGAUUCAGAUAUGUAUGAAAUGCAAUUGAAGAAGCUGAGAAGCUUCCCUGAUGGAAUCAGAAACUGUUACAAUAUAAGCAUUAUAAGGGCCACUGAAUACUUGAUUCGAGCAAGUUUCUUGUAUGGAAAUUAUGAUGGUCUGGAUUCGCCACCGAUGUUUGAUAUCUACAUUGGGAAUAGCUUAUGGGAGACAUUAAACGUAACUGGAAAUGAUAUGGGUGUUUCCAUAGAACUUAUACACGUAACCUCCUCAGAUGAAUUUCACAUCUGUCUGAUCAAUACUGGAAAUGGAGUACCAUUUAUUUCUGCAUUGGAAUUUAGACCUUCGCCCAACAUCACUUAUUAUACACCAUCAGCAUCCUUAUCAGUUUUCGAUCGAUUGAACUUCGGUUCAGCAGAUGGUCAAAAUUACAGAUUUCCUUUGGAUGUUUAUGACCGCAUCUGGUCAACAUUUAACUCUAAGGAUUGGACACGAGUAAGCACCAAUAUUACUGUAGAUGUUAGUGGGGGCGAAACUUUCCAUCUUCCAUCCAUUGUCAUGAAUACUGCCUCCACUCCAAAGGAUGCGAGCACGACUCUGGAGAUUUCAUGGGAUACAAUAGAUUCAUCUCGAUACCUUGUACUUAUGCACUUUGCUGAACUUGUGAUUCCUCAAGUCAAUCAAAGCAGGGAGUUUAAUGUCUGGCACAAUGCACACUUUUAUUCAGGAACUAUAAUUCCAAAAUAUUUGUCUUCGAUGACCGUUUUGUCUCCACGACCAUUGGAGGCAGCAAGUAGUCAUUUACUUUCUUUCAUUCCAACUGAGAAUUCGACGCUUCCUCCUAUCAUCAAUGCUUUUGAAUUAUAUGGGAUGAAAGAAAUAUCAGAGUUAGAAACAGAGCAAGGAGAUGUGGAUGCAAUUACCAAUAUUAGGUCAAAUUAUGGAAUAAAGAAGGAUUGGCAAGGCGAUCCAUGUGUGCCAAUGGAAUACACUUGGAGUGGAUUAAAUUGUAGUAACAAAACUGCUCCAAGAAUCAUAUCCUUGGACAUAUCUGGAAGUGGACUGAUAGGUGAGAUAUCUUCUUACAUAUCAAAUAUAACCAUGUUGCAAAUUCUGGAUUUGUCCAAUAAUGGGUUGACUGGAGAGAUACCGGAAUUCUUAGUAAAUUUGCCUAAUCUAAGAAUCCUUUCUUUAACCAGAAACAAGUUCACAGGCUUAAUUCCCAAGGUUCUCUUGCAAAGAGCUGAAGCUGGAUUGCUUACAUUAAGUGUGGGUGAAAAUCCAGAUCUUUGUACAUCACUUAAAUGUGAUAACAAGAAGAAGAAGAAGAAAAAGAGGAACAAGUACUUGGUUCCUGUAAUUCUCGCCAGCAUAAUAGCUGUGUUCCUACCUAUCCUUAUAAUUACUCUAGUAAUCUACAAAAGGAGAAGACAAAGAGAGAAUCUCAAACGAUCAAUCCAAGAAAGGUUACUUAAGUCGAAGAACCAACAAGUUCAUUACUCUGAGAUAUUGGUUAUCACAGAUAACUUUAAGACAACUCUUGGGGAAGGAGGGUUUGGAAAAGUAUACUUGGGUGUACUGAGUGAUAAAACCCAAGUUGCUGUCAAGUUGCUGUCUUCAAUAUCACAGCAAGGCUACAACGAAUUCCGAGCUGAGGCUCAAAUACUAACAGUUGUUCAUCAUAGAAAUCUGGUUUCUCUUGUUGGUUACUGUGAUGAAGCUGAGAAUAAGGCACUCAUUUAUGAAUUCAUGUGUAACGGAAAUUUAGGCAAUCAUCUAUCUGAUACAAGCGCAAAGGUGUUGAGUUGGAUGGAAAGACUCCAAAUUGCAGUUGAUGCAGCACAAGGAUUAGAAUAUUUACACAAUGGUUGCGUGCCUCCCAUCAUUCACAGAGAUAUUAAGUCUUCUAAUAUCCUAUUGAAUGAAAAAAUGCAAGCUAAAAUAUCUGAUUUUGGACUGUCUAGAGUAUUUGCAAAUGAAAAUGAUACUCAUUUCUCCACAUGUCCUGCUGGCACCUUCGGUUACGUCGACCCUACGGUUCAUUUAUCCAGAAACUUCAUCAAGAAAAGCGACGUUUACAGCUUUGGAAUUAUAUUGCUUGAGCUGAUCACUGGACAUCCUGCCAUAAUCAAGAGCUCUGAAGUGAACACUCACAUAGUUGAUUGGGUUAAGCCUCUGAUUUCCGAAGGGAACAUCGAAAACAUUGUCGAUCCAAGGUUAGAAGGCUCUAUUGAAAGUUGUUCUGCAAGGAAAUUUGUGGAGCUUGCUCUAUCAUGCACAUUGCCAACUUCAGCUGGAAGGCCGGACAUGAGUGAUGUGGUGUUGCAACUCAUUGAGUGCUUGGAGAUUGUUCAAGACAGAACUCCACCAAUUCCACCUAACAAUGCUGAGAACUUCUCACACAAUUCAAUUGGCUCUGUUUCAUUUGUUGGUCCCAGAAUUCGAGCACAAAAGUCUCGAGUUGGAUGGAAAGACUCCAAAUUGCAGUUAAUGCAGCACAAGGAUUCCCCAAGCGCAUGCACAGCACAGGAGAAGGAGAUGGGUGCGUUUAUGUGGUUUGUUUGUGCAAUAUUUUUAGCCUUGCCCAGCUCCAAUGCGGCUCAACAACCCAUCGCCGCCGCCUCCGCCGCCGCCACGAUAUUCCCGGCGAUACUCACUUUCGGCGACUCCGCCUUGGAUGUGGGUAACAACAACAACCGGUUCACCCUGUUCAAGGCCAACUACCAUCCUUAUGGUCGGGACUUCAUCAACCAUAAGCCCACCGGCAGGUUUUGUAAUGGAAAACUCGUUUCUGAUAUAACUGCCGAAAACCUCGGUUUUGAGAGCCACCAACCGGCGUAUCUCAGCCCAGAGGCUUCCGGCCGGAAUCUUUUAAUCGGAGCCUGCUUCGCCUCCGCCGCCGCUGGCUACGAUGAGCAAGCUUCAAUUUCCAAUCGUGCGAUUACUUUGGCUCAGCAGUUGUCUAAUUACAAAGAGUACCAAAGCAAGGUGGCUAUGGUGGCCGGCCGUGAGAAAGCGGCCGCCAUUGUUAAAGAUGGAUUGCACAUACUGAGCUGCGGUACCAGCGACUAUCUCCAGAAUUAUUACACAAAUCCGGCGGUUCGUAGACGGUUCACUCCCGAUCAGUACUCCUCUUUCCUUGUUGCUUCCUUAUCCAAAUUCAUCAAGGAUUUACAUGGGCUAGGAGCAAGGAAAAUUGGGGUCACCUCAAUGCCUCCAUUAGGUUGUUUCCCUGCUGUACUCACUCUGUUUGGUUACCAACAACAAAAGGGUUGUGUCCGAACAAUCAACAAUCAUGUCCUAGUUUUCAAUAGGAAGCUCAAUUCUACUGCUGCAACUCUUCGCAAGCAGCUUCCUGAUCUCAAACUCGUAGUCUUCGACGUUUUCAAUCCUUUGUAUGAUGCUAUUAUGUCUCCAUCGAGCUAUGGAUUUGAUGAAGUGAGAAGAGGCUGCUGUGGCACUGGGGCGGUGGAGACGGCCUCGGUUUUGUGCAAUCCAAAAUCUCAUGUAACAUGUUCUAAUGCGACCAAAUAUAUGUUCUGGGACAGUGUUCAUCCAUCUCAGGCUGCCAACCAGAUACUUGCUGAUGCUAUGCUUGUCCAAGGCUAUGCUCUCAUCUGACCAUCACCGUAUGAACUGUUUUAGUUUCACUGUUUUUCCAAAUGUUUCUGGAUUAUCCCCAUUUGUACUAGUUAUUGUGUAGUAAUCUUGGGACAGCUGAUAAAGAUUUGAUAUGCAUUUGAUUGUAUUCAGUACCAAAACAUUGGAUCAACUUGAUGCAAGAACAAGGGCUGAUAGAAUUAAGUAUUCCUUGAGAUUCAUUGAA